Molecule: messenger RNA, 1056 nt
Organism: Lindgomyces ingoldianus
Lineage: Eukaryota; Fungi; Ascomycota; Dothideomycetes; Pleosporales; Lindgomycetaceae
Product: GNS1/SUR4 membrane protein
Exons: 4
Coding region: 1-1056 (351 amino acids)
Biological process (GO): fatty acid elongation, saturated fatty acid; sphingolipid biosynthetic process; fatty acid elongation, monounsaturated fatty acid
Cellular component (GO): endoplasmic reticulum membrane
Molecular function (GO): fatty acid elongase activity
Source: RefSeq, a predicted model, not a curated record
AUGUCGACUCCCGACUGGAUCCAAUUCGGCAUGCCGACGCUCGAUCGACCCUUUGGGCUACAGCUGUGGCCCAUUUUCGAGAAGGUGUACGAAUCCGCCGUCGGGUACAAGCCGCAGGACUUCCGAUUCAUCCCCGGCGUCACGGCCAUUUCCACCAUCAAAGCAUGCGCCGCGAUACUUCUCUCUUACUACAUUGUAAUCUUCGGGGGGAGGGAGCUUAUGCGCGAUCGCCCAGCUUAUAAGCUGAGCUUCUUGUUCAAGCUGCACAACUUUUACCUCACCGCUAUCAGCUUCAUUCUGUUGGUGCUUUUUGCGGAGCAGUUGAUUCCUAUGGUGACAAGGAAUGGUAUUUUCUUUGCGGUCUGUGAUCAUAAGGGUGGGUGGACGGAUAAGAUGGUGGUUCUGUAUUAUCUCAACUACCUCACCAAGUUUGUCGAGUUGAUUGAUACUUGCUUUCUCUUCUUGAAGAAGAAGCCACUGACCUUCCUCCACACCUACCACCAUGGCGCCACUGCCCUCCUCUGCUACACCCAGCUCAUCGGCAAUACGUCUGUCUCGUGGGUCCCGAUCGUACUGAACUUGAUGGUUCAUGUUGUUAUGUACUGGUACUACUUCCAGAGCGCUCGCGGCAUCCGCAUCUGGUGGAAAAAGUAUAUCACCAUCAUGCAAAUCACCCAAUUCGUUCUCGACCUCGGCUUCGUCUACUUCGCCUCCUGGACCUACUUCACCUCCACCUACUGGCCCUGGCUCCCCAACAUGGGCAAGUGCGCCGGAGAGGAAUUCGCUGCCAUCGCCGGCAUCUGCAUCCUCUCGUCAUACUUGCUGCUCUUCAUCUCCUUCUACUUCGCGACCUACUCCAAGCCGGUGCCCAAGGGUCGUCGUAGGGCUACGAGCGCGCUGGUGGAGAUGAAGGAUGAGAAAGUGCCGACGGUUGGUGAGGCCAGACGUAGAUUGUCCCAAGGUGCGCAUGCGCUUGCUAAUGUGGGCGUGAACGCGACAGGUGCGGCGGCGAAUGGUACUACGAAUGGACGGGUGACGAGAAGCAGGAAGGCGUAG